Drosophila ananassae is the source of this 1564-nucleotide messenger RNA. RefSeq names its product zinc finger protein 62. Gene Ontology annotation, cellular component: nucleus. Gene Ontology annotation, molecular function: RNA polymerase II cis-regulatory region sequence-specific DNA binding; DNA-binding transcription factor activity; zinc ion binding. The record is from RefSeq and is a predicted model, not a curated record. Lineage: Eukaryota; Metazoa; Arthropoda; Insecta; Diptera; Drosophilidae. Gene Ontology annotation, biological process: regulation of transcription by RNA polymerase II. The transcript is spliced from 4 exons. The coding region runs from base 253 to 1353 and encodes 366 amino acids.
CUUAAAGUACAUACCGGCUUUCUUGGGGAAAACGCUGACAAGGCGAUACAAGAAAGAAGUUUGAAGUAAAUUGCACUUAAGAGCUCUCAGAAAUUUAAAAGUAUGUCACAGUACUGUCAAAAGAUUCCAUUGUUUCUGGCCAGUAGACGACGCUACCUUGACUUCAUUUCUGUGUUUAUUUUUCUUAGCUUUUUUCAAGACGAAAUUUACUGUUACAAAGAGGAAUAAAAAGGAUCAGGAUUUAAUCAAAUAAUGGAUAAACAAGCGACAAAACAGGGCGCAGCUCGUACUUUUAGAAUUCUGAAAUGCGCCAAGAAAUCCGAGGUGGUGGUAGCUCCUUUGGAAAGUGCGUCCCAAGAAGUCUCAAUCGGGAACUUCCCAGUUCUGGAUCUGCAAAAUAACUGCCGCCUGUGCCUGGAGGAACCCAAACCCAGUCUUAUGUUGGACAUGUCUGACUGCUAUGACCAGGAAUCGGGAUUGAGCUACUAUGACUGCUAUGAAAUUUGCACCAGGGAGGAUCUCCGUCAGAGACCAAGUCAUGAGCCCAGGACUCUGUGUAAACGAUGUGCUGUGGAACUUCAGUGGGCCUAUGAUUUUCAUAAAAAAGUGGCUCUGGCUAAUCAGCAGUUGUUGGAGAUAUUCGAGUCCUCCGUUCGGGACUCCUCCGAGCAAGAAAUGGAAGACGAUGAUUUGGAUGAAGAGUACUUGGUAGACGAUGAGGAAAACGAGGAGGAUGGAGAGAAGAAAGAGGAUGAAAAUGAUCAAGAAUCUCAAGAAGAAAACUCAGAGGACCUAUCGACCCACCAAGGGCCUUCCGGAGUAGUCAGCUGCAAAUUUUGCCACAAGGUUUUCAAAAAUCGGUCCCGCAUGUUGACGCACGAGGCGCUUAAAGUUCACGUGGAAGCGAAGCACCAGCAUUCUGGGGUCACCUGCGACACAUGCGGUAAAGUCUUUGCCAUUGCCAAGGCUCUUGAGAUACACAAACGCUACCACUCAAGAGAUUUCCCCUUCGCCUGCGACCUAUGCGAUCGCAAAUAUGCCCAACGAUCCCACCUAACCGUCCACCAAAAAGUGAAGCACAGUGGAGAACGAUUUAUUUGCGAAUAUGGCAACUGUAAUAAGACAUUUACGUCGUCUUCAUCGCUGCGCUAUCAUGAGUACACACAUACGACGAUGCCAUUCGAAUGUGGACACUGUCAGAAAAGGUUUCCAGCUCGAACAAAACUGCGCCUGCACAUAGAAGGCGCCCACAACCGGGUAGUAGAGAUCGACGAGCUCGAGGAAAUGAGAAAAUUUCGUGUAUCUCGCUCCAAGCUGGUUUUGACAAAGAUUCAUGAAAAGAAAAAGCCAUAAUUUAAAAUGUAUCCUAACAAAACAAAAACUAUGUGAUAAAUUAUGUUAGUAUGUAGUUCUGAAUGAAACUCAUUAUUUGUUCUUACAAAUAUCACAUACAGUUUAUUUUACGCUUUGCUUUGGUUAACUUACACUGAUAGGUUAGAUAAACACAUAUAAACGGAUAGAUUUUCGAUAUAGACAAAAUAAAUGCUGCUACAUCUGAUUAGUA